CCCACAAUCAAAAUCGAAUCAAAAACCAAAACCACCUUCGUCCCCCCCACGCUCGCCGACAUUCUGAGCUCGCAACUUCCCCCCCUCCAAUGGCGUCCUCCACCAACGCCAACUCCGCCACCCUCCCCACCACCCACACCGCCUCCGGGACCUCCUCCUACCACAAGCCACCACCCGCCGACCUCAGUUACCAAAAGCGCCGCCACCGCCAGCGCCGCAUCUGCUACGGCUGCCUCCUGGCGACCCUAAUCCUCCUCGCCGUCCUCAUCCUCGUCCUCUUCCUCACCGUCCUCCGCAUCCGGGACCCGACCACCCGCCUCGUCUCCACCCGGCUCGCCGGCGUCGCCCCGCGGCUCAACUUCCCGGCGCUCUCCCUGCAGCUCAACGUGACGCUCCUGCUGUCCCUCUCCGUCCACAACCCCAACGCGGCCUCCUUCGCCUUCCCCGGCGGCGGGCACGCCGACCUCACCUACCGCGGGGCACACGUCGGGGACGCCCGGAUCGACCCGGGCAGCGUACCCAGCAGAGGGGACGGGGACAUCACCAUGGCGCUCACGCUCCAGGCCGACCGCUUCGUCUCCGGCGGCGGGAUGGCGCGGCUCGUGGCGGACGUCGAGGCCGGCAGCCUUCCGCUCGAGGCCAGCACCAGGAUUCCCGGCAAGGUCAACGUGUUUGGAAUCUUCAAGCGCAAAGCCGUGGCGUAUUCUGAUUGUAGCUUCGUGUUCGGGGUCGCCGAGCUCGCCGUCCGCAGCCAGGAGUGCCGCGACCACACCAAGCUCUGAUGAUAUGUCCGUGUGUGAGUUCGUCGGAAGCCCGUCUCUGCCGCCGCGUUCGUCGCCGGAGACGGAGGCGAAGCGGGGUCGAUUCGCACUCUCUUUUACUCUUUUCCUUUUCCUCCUGCCCGUCCUUGUCACGGGGGAGAAAGAAAAGAGAUCCAUCAGGGAGACGAUUUUUCUGGAGAUUCUGAUAAUCUGGCCAUCAAUUCUAUAGUAAAUUAGUAGUAAAUCAUACAUAUUAUAGUAGAGUAAUCCAUACUACUAGUUGCUAAGAUGGUAUUUCUGGGGGUUCCAUCGUACGUAUAUGGUUUCGAUUGGUUGUUGAUCAUUCAUUGUACAGCACUACAGAGACAGGAAUGGACCUGUAUACUUGUACGUAUGGGUUUCUUGCUUGCUCACAGCAUCAUCAUGCUCAUGCUUGCGCAUCACUGCUUCUGUUUCGCUUCUUUAUUUCUUCUUCACGAAUCCAAAGCGCCAAAGCUGAUGUUAUUUUUA
Messenger RNA from Brachypodium distachyon (stiff brome), 1271 nucleotides. RefSeq lists its product as uncharacterized. The coding region runs from base 90 to 782 and encodes 230 amino acids. The transcript has a single exon. NCBI's taxonomy places the organism in Eukaryota, Viridiplantae, Streptophyta, Magnoliopsida, Poales, Poaceae. The record is from RefSeq and is a predicted model, not a curated record.